CUCUCUAGUUUUUUGCUUAUCCAAAUAACUUUCUUGAUCACCGAUAAUUGUUUCGUUCUGUUUUGUUUUUCUUACAUUGUUUUUCUCGUUUUUCUCCCUUUUUUCUUCUUCCGCUCUUUGACCGGAAUUCUUGAACUCAACUUUGAAGAACCGUCUAAUUAAUCACCGACAACUACCCCCCAAAAUGUACCUUCUAAAACUUUUUUUAUCAAAACUUUUUUUCGCCAAAACUUUUUUAGCCAAAACUUUAUUAGCCAAAACCUUAACCGCCAAAACUUUAUUCGACAAAACUUUUUUAGCCAAAACUUUAUUAGCCAAAACCUUAACCGCCAAAACUUUAUUCGACAAAACUUUAUUCGACAAAACUUUAUUCGACUAAAUUUUUACGCCAAAACUUUAUUCGACAAAACUUUAUUCGACAAAACUUUAUUCGACUAAAUUUUUACGCCAAAACUUUAUCCAACUCAUUUGAAACGAUUGGAAUAGAGCAUGUUGAAAUGAAAGAAGUCUAAAGAAUACAAAGACGUGUCAUUCAUUAAACUAAAGAAACGAAUAUAGUGACACGUCCACAGAACAUCCAUAUCAAAGGACAUUAUAAUGGGACACCGCUUGGCACUGGAGCCGUCUAUGCGAAUACAGGGGUGUUUGUUCUGUCGUUUUAUCUUUUUGUGGGAACAAUAACAAUUAAAACAUGUUAAGAUGAAGUCAUAUUUUUUUCCAAAAACUUUGAUAACAUAAAUACAUGGGUAUUUAAGGAUUCUUGCUGAUUAUUACGUCGUUCAUAAAACAACGACAUGUACAAACAACAGAGCCUAAUAUACAAAACAAAAAAAGCGAACUUCACAGUCUGGAUACUGCCAAUCCUGCGCCUCUCGAUUUUGCCGAACACCAAGUUGAUGCGCAAAGCCAAAAAUUCAACCUCACAAUUACAAUUUCACAUGAAAGCAUGCAACAAUUUCACCAGGUUAGUCUGUUAGGAGGUAUGCAUCUUCAAAGUCCCUCGCCCCAUGGAUCGUAUAAAUACGGCGUCCCAUCGGAUCCGAAAUUAGCGCAGACGGCACCUCAUUUUCAAAAAUUCAAGAUGGCUUCUGGAGUGGUUAACGAAGUGCAAGAUAAAUUUCGUUAUGUUCACAGCUGUGACGUUGAUGCAUUUUUGCAAAUAAAAAUUGGGACUCUUGAGGGACGAAAGAAUUUGGAGAACUAUCAGGAGCUUCUAAACGACCCUCAAUUAAAAUAUUCUGGUCUCCAUCAAAGCUCAUGUCCAGAUCUGUUUGCCACUAUAACUGUUUAUCAUGAUGGAAAACCCAUGUUUAUGCCUGUUCGUACGAUGUACAAGUCUUUCAACACAAGAUGGAAUUGGAACGAAUGGGUUCAAUUACCAAUAAAAUAUCAAGAUCUACCCCGCCAUGCUGAGCUUGGAAUAACCAUUUGGGAUGUGUAUGAUUGCAAACGAUGCAUGACUGUUGGAGGUACAACAGUUUCUCUGUUUGGAAAAUAUGGAACAUUACGUCAGGGAAUACAUGACUUGAGGGUGUGGCCUGGAAAGGUUGCCAACGGGGAUGACAAGACUCCAGGCAAAGUGAGCAAAGGGGCUGCAGAUGAAAUGAGCAAACUAGCUAAGUUAAGUAAAAAGCAUCAUAAAGGCAAAAUUAUGAAAGUGGAUUGGUUAGAUCGUUUGACAUUCCGUGAAAUUGAAAUGGUCAACGAGAAAGAGAAAAGAAAUUCACCAUUUUUUUAUUUAAUGAUUGAAUUUCCCCGAACUGUCUUCAAUGGAGUUGAACAUUCAAUUGUGUACUUUGAGAAGGAUGCUGAUGAGAUUGAGUAUGUGCAAGUUUAUCCAGAAAUAGUAACUGUCCCCGAUCCUGAGAUAUCACUGGAAAAUUUAGUUGAAAGUAAGCACCACCGUCUUACUAGAAGUAUACGAAGUGGGACAAUGUCGCGUGAGCUUAAGCCAAAUGCUGCAAAAAGAGAUCUUUUAACUGCAAUUAUCUCCUACCCACCAUCUGCUCAUCUGACAUCUGAAGAGAAAGAUCUGAUAUGGCAUUUUCGAUUUUAUCUCACCAGUCAAAAAAAGGCACUGACCAAAUUUUUAAAAUGUGUAAAUUGGAAUCAUUCUCAAGAGACCAAGCAGGCAAUCGACGUUCUCCAUAAAUGGGACCCAAUCGAUGCAGUCGAUGCAUUAGAGUUGUUGACGCCACAAUUUACAAAUCGCACAGUUCGCCAAUAUGCAGUGUCACGAUUGAAACAAUCAUCUGAUGAGGAUUUAUUGUUGUAUUUGUUGCAAUUGGUGCAAGCAUUGCGGUAUGAUGUUGAGCCUACUGAUACUGAGAAACAAACAGACUCAUCAACUGAUAAUUCAGACUUGAGUGAAUCUGGUGGAAAUAACACUGGAAAAUCAGAAGAUGAGAUCUUAGAUGGUGGCAACAUUGACGAACAAGUUACAAGUGAAAAUGAAAACGAAGAAGAUGCAGCAAAGGAAAGCUCAUCGGAUAAUGUGUUUCAAUCCAAUACUAGAAGUGCAGUGAAAAAGGAUAGUGGAUCCGAUCUAGCGUCUUUCCUAGUUGUUAGAGCUUGCACCAAUGAUAAAAUCGCGAAUUUCUUUUACUGGUAUCUCUUUGUUGAGUGUAAAGAUGCAAGAGAUAAAAAAGUGACAGACAUGUAUUACAAUAUAAUGAGAAGAUUCAGUAAAGCACUUCUUAAUGGAAAUCACGACUGUCGGAGACGGCGAAGCAUGUUAGGAAGAGAACAGAAAUUUCUUGAUAAAAUAACAGAGCUUGUAAAACAAAUACAACAGUUUAGUGGCAACAGGAAGAAAAAGAUUGAAAAGCUUCAACAGUUACUUGAUACACCAGAAUAUGUGAGCUUCGAACCUUUACCCUUACCUCUUGAUCCUGAUAUCAAAGUGAAGGGCAUCAUCCCACAUAAGGCCAGCAUAUUUAAAUCAGCCUUGAUGCCUAUGAAGCUGACAUUUAGAACGAUACAGAAUAAAGAUUAUGUGGCGAUUUUUAAAAAUGGUGAUGAUUUGAGACAGGAUCAACUUGUCCUUCAAAUGAUUUCAUUAAUGGAUAAGUUACUGAUGCGUGAAAAAUUGGAUUUGAAGCUAACGCCGUAUAACGUGCUUGCCACCAGUAUUAGUCAAGGUUUAGUUCAAUUUAUUGAUUCACAAGCAGUUGCGCAAAUUUUACGAGAUGAGACAAGCAUUCAGAACUUCUUUCGCAAGUACUCGCCAAUGGAAGGGGCUCCGUAUGGUAUCCAACCUGAAACCAUGGAUUGUUACGUGAAAAGCUGUGCGGGUUAUUGUGUGAUUACGUAUUUGCUUGGCGUUGGUGACCGACAUUUGGAUAACUUAUUAUUGACCAAAAGUGGUAAUUUGUUUCAUAUCGAUUUUGGUUAUAUUCUUGGUCGCGAUCCGAAACCAUUUCCACCACCGAUGAAAUUAAGUAAAGAGAUGGUGGAAGGCAUGGGUGGUACUACAAGUGACUAUUACCAACAAUUUCGUAAACUAUGUUUCACAGCGUUUCUUCAUUUGAGAAGAUAUGCCAAUCUGUUCCUCAAUUUAUUCAGUUUAAUGGUGGAUGCGUCUGUUCCAGACAUCGCGCUGGAGCCUGACAAAACUGUAAAAAAGGUACAGGACAAAUUUCGUCUUGAUUUGACUGACGAAGAGGCUGUACAAUAUUUGCAAGGAUUAAUUGAUGAAAGUGUUAGCGCCGUGUUUGCUUCCCUGGCUGAACAAAUUCACAAGUUUGCGCAGUACUGGAGAAGGUAGCUGAUGGGACCAUUUUAUUCGAAAUUGGCGAAUCGGUAUAUUAUCUUGAGAAGGUUUUACAUAGAAUUAUAUCUUUGUGUAAAUAGCGCUGACGCUGCUUUUGUUGAUGUAAAUAGAAUUCUAUUGCAAACUACGAUGUACAGUGUCCCUAUCACGCUUAGAGCGUGACGGUUUCCAAAA
Hydractinia symbiolongicarpus is the source of this 3946-nucleotide messenger RNA. RefSeq names its product phosphatidylinositol 3-kinase catalytic subunit type 3-like. Bases 947 to 3766 code for a protein of 939 amino acids. Gene Ontology annotation, cellular component: phosphatidylinositol 3-kinase complex, class III, type II; cytoplasm; phagophore assembly site. Gene Ontology annotation, molecular function: 1-phosphatidylinositol-3-kinase activity. The record is from RefSeq and is a predicted model, not a curated record. The transcript is spliced from 30 exons. NCBI's taxonomy places the organism in Eukaryota, Metazoa, Cnidaria, Hydrozoa, Anthoathecata, Hydractiniidae. Gene Ontology annotation, biological process: phosphatidylinositol-mediated signaling; autophagosome assembly; autophagy of peroxisome.